Molecule: messenger RNA, 714 nt
Organism: Cladophialophora yegresii CBS 114405
Lineage: Eukaryota; Fungi; Ascomycota; Eurotiomycetes; Chaetothyriales; Herpotrichiellaceae
Exons: 1
Coding region: 1-714 (237 amino acids)
Biological process (GO): fungal-type cell wall organization
Cellular component (GO): fungal-type cell wall
Molecular function (GO): structural constituent of cell wall
Source: RefSeq, a predicted model, not a curated record
AUGAAGGUCACCGCUGCUGUCGCUGCCGUUGCAGCUUUCGCCUCCACUGCCUCCGCUGGUGUCGCCACCUGGUCUGACUGGAGCUCCUCGACCACCACGACCACCACAUCCGCCAAAGCCGCCAAGUCAACCACCACCUCCGGCUCCUGGGCUGACUGGACCACCAGCACCAGCGCUGCUGCCAAGACCACCACCACCGUCAAGAGCGCUGUUGAGUCGAGCACUGUCACCUGGGGUGACUGGACCUCCAGCGCCCCGGUCAGCUACACGACCACCGUUGUGAGUGCUAUUACGACCUACGUUCCCGGCAAAACGUCGUUCGCCCACGCUGGCAAGACCUAUGAGAUCUCAUCAGCCACGACAUUGACCAUCACUGAUUGCCCAUGCACCAUUUCCGUCCCCGUCUACACCAAGACCUCCACAUCUUGCAGGUAUUUGAACCAAGCUGACUGUUUUGCCUUUCCGCAGACUGAUUCUUCCAGCACCUCCGAGGCGGCCGUAACCUGGUCUGACUGGACUUCCUCUACCGCCGUGGUCGCCACCUCUUACACUCCAGUUGCUGCUGCUGAGAGCUCCAGCACUGCCUGGUCCAGCUACGCCCCAUCCAGCACCGUUGCCGCUGUCGCCACCUACACUGGUGCUGCCAACGCUCUCGUUGCCAACGUGGGCGCUGGUCUUGCUGGUGUUGGUGCCAUCGCUGCUUUCCUCCUGUAA